GUUCAGACUCCUUUGAAGGAGGAUGAGAAGCGUUUCCAUUUGCAGCCCGUAAUUUGGUACGCAGAGACUUUCUCGAUACAACAGCGGUGAAAGCACUWUCAAAACGAAGAGGGAGAGAGGAAGAAAUCAAAUUAUAGCUGUGAAAACAAACCUGCAUGCCAUGAGGUCCAGCCACUUCUUUAGGCCAUGCUGGGCUAAACUAUGCAGCGACUACCGCCAGCGACUGCACGGCCUUGACUAGAAAUGCAGUCAGCCCAGCCGUAGCAAUAAGGGUGGGGAUUGACCCCAGCUUUGUUGGAAAGAGCGACGGAACCGCUUUCUUCCAGUCCUCGUAGGCUGYUUGGCCACCGUAUUUGUCGCCCUGUUUCGUCUCUAGGCGGCCCGUGGCACCGGUCAUGAUCGAGUAUAUGGCUCCAAAACCCAGAAGCGAUGUGAUCCAUGCAAUUGCGUUGGUGCCUAGCCCAGGAGAGCCGCCCACCAGAAUGCCCAACCAAAACACAAUUUCUCCAAARUAGUUGGGGUGGCGGGAGAGCCCAAACCAGCCAGUAGUGGGMCCCGAAAAGUCCUUCGCUCCGUCUCUCCCCUUCUUUGCGUGAAACUUUUGUUGAUCCGCGAUGCCUUCGAUGACAGCACCAGUCCAGGCCAUGCAGGCCCCCGCAGCCGCGACUGGGUGGAGAUGACCACUGACAUUGGCAGAACGGCACAAAAAGAGGGCGGGGCUGGCCAUAAAUGCGUACACGAGGCUCACCGCUGCCGCAAAGGGGAUCCGYUUUGGGAGCGAAGUUUUGUCGAACGACUUGAUCUGCUCUCUCUUGGAGGGAACCGUAACCUCCCGKGCCAACAAAAAGAACCCGAGUCGGAGCCCAUAUACAAUAAGCGCCGACACCAGGAGCAGCGGCGAUGAGUUGCCCCCGCGACUCACCGCAAACAGGRUAUCACGAAACACUGCCAACAGCGCAAGCCCCAUGGCMGCGACGCUAAGGCCGUAUCCCACCGAGAAGGAGUAGGCCUGCCGGUAGAGCGUCAGUGGGGUCACGGCGCAAGAAGCCACCACUGUUAGCGCUAGAACGGCGCCAAUGGUGGAGCCGCUCCUUAGGGACGACGCCAAGGCGGAGGUAACUGCUACUGGAGCUGCGAUGGCCCCCCCACGGAGGGUUCCAAUCAGUCCGCUCGUGCCCAUAUGGAGUUUUGUCUUACUGGAACUGCCGCUUUCGCACCUCGGUGGUUGUCGAUGGCAACGAUGGCUGCAGGUGGGGACCACAAUACGGAGCGAUGGAAGCUGCGAACGAAGGGCGAAAAUCUCCGAUGACCUGGCGAUAGGAUGGAACGAUUGCAAUCCUAGGACAGCGGCAGAAUGAAAUGGCCCAAGCAAAAGCAACAGGAGCAAGCCACUAGAUUUUGUUCCAGAACGUUGUAUCAUUCUCCGGUGGGGUAAACUUCGCAAGGAGACGAGAAGUGAUGUGUUCUACUAUUGAAGUGAAACAAGAGAUAUUAUGUGAGGUAACGUACCAGUAGAGUACUGAUCGCUUCCAAUAGAURAUACCGCGAUCUACGUUUGGAUGGGGCUGGGUUGAUUUUGUUGUGUUUUGUUGUGUUGUGUUGAUUGAGACCCAUCGUGUCAAAACCAGGUGUCAGCCAAACACUGACAUGCGGUACGAAAAGGUAUCUUUGUAAAACAUCGGGGGCUGCCAAAAAGUUCUUAGUCGGUUACGUGUUUUUUGAACUGCUGUUUCUGGUUUCUGAGACGCAGUAAUUCAACUUCAUCCGAAGUAUUUUUACGUACACUUCUUGUAUGGAAGUUCAAAAACAAAAUUAAAUUUGCUCKAUCAAAAAUUUUGCAAAUUGAGUAAAUAAUACGAAGCUCCGUGGUUGCAGGAUCAAGGAGAGGUAUUUUGUAUUUUUCAUGUUUGGUCUGGCGCAUGUUUUGAUCAGGUUAUGUAAGUUCUCCRAAGCUAUCCUGUACAAUAUCAUACGGUACAUGUGACUAGGUGACCUGUCACUGUCACCUGUCCUUUCUAUUGUAUUUGUACGUACUAUUCGUACGUACUAUCCUAACACUCUAUCUAAUAGUAACUGUCAAGACUCACGACCUAGCAGUACACUACGUACGAGCACGUACGAGCACGUACUCUACUUCCGAGUAGGUACCAGGUACCCGUACGAUCAGAUAUCAGAUACCCACCAUCACAUUUUUGUUUCURAUGUGAGAUCGAUUUCUUUUUGAGCGAUCUAUUUUGACUUACCUGCAUCAGCGAAUUACAAACGGUAAUACCUUGAUGGUGAACACAAUCUGUUCAAAAAUUGUAAGGUUGAAGAUUUCCAUACCAUCAAUCGGGACACUGGAUCAGGAGGAUGUCUCAGCAAGUUUAGAAUACUCAAGAGACUUGAUUUCCAUUGCACUGGGAUUGCCAUUCGUUGGAACUGAAGAUUUCCAUACCAUCAAUCGGGACACUGGAUCAGGAGGAUGUCUCAGCAAGUUUAGAAUACUCAAGAGACUUGAUUUCCAUUGCACUGGGAUUGCCAUUCGUUGGAACUUGAACAGGGCGGGGCGACCAAUUCAAUAUUUAUCACAAUCGGGCUGAGAAAGCUGUUGGUAGAAAAAAGUGGUUUCCKCUAAACCUUAUUUUGACUCRUACAAAGAAUUUUAGAUUUAGAUCCGAGGGGAUUUUGUUCGCUUAGACCAGACCAAUUUUUGUUACAGCUGAACGGAAGCUCUACAUCCUUGGUUUUUUUGCAAACUGCAUUCGCGAAAGAAAGAAAUGCUCUAAUUGAAUUCAGGUCCCGGUUGCAUUGCAUUGGUUUGCGAUUCGGUUGAAAAAACUAGAACUGAGUUUAAUUGAUGAAUAGUACUUCGGUGAAAUCGUUCCAACUGAUUGAUUGCACUAUCAUCGAUAGAUGUCGUCCUUGCUGAAUAGCUAGCUAGUAUAUACGCAGAAAAUCCAAGAAUAGCCGGCUACGGCAAUUWAAUCGAAGGCAACGACGAUGGAUAGGAUCUGAAGCGUCGCUACUACCUACAAGUUUUUGGUUUGUUCAAGCUGGUUCGGAGGAAAACGACUUCGUAUUUCGUUGCAAGGAUAAGGAAAGAAUCCGUUAMUCAACCCAUAAUCUUUGCCGUUAGGGCACACCUUCUAUAAUGAUUUUAKAAUAGAAAGAGGUUUAGUUC
This is a messenger RNA of Pseudo-nitzschia multistriata, 3163 nucleotides long. Lineage: Eukaryota; Bacillariophyta; Bacillariophyceae; Bacillariales; Bacillariaceae. The record is from the annotation of a GenBank genome assembly.